UGAGACUUCGACUAUCGAUUCUCUCUUUCGGGCUGGAUUCCUCAGCACUCACACAACGGUUCCAUUUUCCAGCAAUCGUCUGGUUUUAGCCGCCGCGCAUAUUCCUUAAACUGACUAGGGUGUCUCGACCCAGCUGAGUCCACGGUUGCUCCCGAUCUGAACCCCAUAUCUGAAGCACCGGUUCUGAGGAUUGCACAUCAGCCUGCCAUCGAAAUGUCCGGCUUCCAGUACCAAAAGUGGACGGUCUCUGAGCCGUAUGUCGAUGUACCAGGAACCUUAUUGGAAGGACCGUUUCACGACAAGACCAGAAAUGAGUUUCGCUUUGUCGAUAUCUGGGAGCAGAAACUAUACGUUCUGGACCUGGCCAAAGGCCCCGACUCCCUGAAGAUCAUGGACACAUCUGCGUCAAUCGGAGUAACCGCCAACAUUGCGAAUGCUGGGGAUUCACGCGAAAACCAGAUCGUCGUAGCCGCAAAACAUGGAUUCGCCCUGGUUGACCGCACCACGGGCGCACUGUCCUAUAUUCAGAAAGUGUGGGAAGAUCCGGCCAAGGAGUAUAGAAUGCGUUUCAACGAUGGGGCCGUCGACAGCCACGGCCGCUUCUGGGCUGGAGCCAUGAACGAUCCUAAGGUGCAGAACCCAGUCAACGAAGGUGUGAUAUUCAGGUUAGACCCGGACAUGAAACUGCACCGCAUGGUUGAACAGGUGACGAUUCCCAACGGGAUUGGCUGGAAUCCUGCGGAUGACACUAUGUACCUGACCGACUCUCCCACCGGCAAGAUUUACGCCUUUGAUUUCGAUGCUGAGACCGGAAACAUCAGCAACCGAAGGGUGUUCUUUGACAUUGGGGAGCCAAAGGAGCCAGAUGGGUUUGCCAUCGAUGAGGAGGGGUGUAUAUGGAGUGCUAUUUACGGUGGUGGAAAGGUGAUUCGUAUCUCGCCGGAGGGCAAGGUCAUUGGCGAGAUAACAUUUCCCACGCGAAACAUUACCUGUCCAGUUUUUGUGGGAACGGAGCUCUUCAUCACGACUGCCAAGGAUGAUACCAAUGAUGACCAGCUUCCGGAAUCCGUCCGGUAUGGAGGCCGGCUCUAUAGAGUCGAUGUCGGCAUCAAGGGUAAGCCUAAGAACGAGUUUCGACUUGAAGGCUGCCCACAAUAGGUAGUACUCGAUAGAUUAGCGCAAUUAGUUGACUGCUAAAGAUAAGCCGAUCUGACCGCUUGUCGAACUAUCACCUUGAAAGGAAUCG
Messenger RNA from Aspergillus neoniger CBS 115656, 1246 nucleotides. RefSeq names its product SMP-30/gluconolactonase/LRE family protein. The transcript is spliced from 4 exons. The record is from RefSeq and is a predicted model, not a curated record. Gene Ontology annotation, biological process: L-ascorbic acid biosynthetic process. The coding region runs from base 214 to 1158 and encodes 314 amino acids. Lineage: Eukaryota; Fungi; Ascomycota; Eurotiomycetes; Eurotiales; Aspergillaceae. Gene Ontology annotation, molecular function: calcium ion binding; gluconolactonase activity.